Messenger RNA from Condylura cristata (star-nosed mole), 3932 nucleotides. RefSeq names its product sialic acid acetylesterase (gene SIAE). Gene Ontology annotation, biological process: carbohydrate metabolic process. Lineage: Eukaryota; Metazoa; Chordata; Mammalia; Eulipotyphla; Talpidae. The transcript is spliced from 10 exons. Bases 40 to 1623 code for a protein of 527 amino acids. The record is from RefSeq and is a predicted model, not a curated record. Gene Ontology annotation, molecular function: sialate O-acetylesterase activity.
CUUUUCAGAAGUCCAACGCUGGAGUGGAUCCUCGCAAACAUGAACGCGCCGGGAUUUAUCUUUGGGCUGGUGCUGCCAUUAAUCCUGCGGGCCGAAAGAAGUGCAGGUGCUGGUUUUCACUUUGCUUCAUACAUCAAUAACUACAUGGUGCUGCAGAAGGAGCCUGCGGGGGCAGUGAUUUGGGGCUAUGGCAUGCCUGGAGCCACGGUGACAGUGACCCUGGACCAGGACCAGGAAACCAUCAUGAACAAAGUGACCACUGUAAAUGCACACUCAGGUAUCUGGAUGGUGGUAUUAGAUCCUAUGAAGCCUGGUGGACCAUUUGAAUUGAUGGCACAACAGAGUUUCCACAGAAUAAACUCCACCCUGAAAGUUCAUGAUGUCUUAUUUGGAGAUGUCUGGCUUUGCAGUGGGCAAAGUAACAUGGAGAUGACAGUUUCACAGAUAUUUAAUGCCACACAGGAGCUGUCUGCCACUGCUGCCUACCAGUCUGUCCGCAUCUUCUCCGUGUCUCUUGUUCAAGCAGCGGAGGAGCUUGAGGACCUGUCUCUGGUGGACUUAGAUUGGUCUAAGCCCACCCCAAAAAACUUGGGCCAUGGAAAUUUUGAGUACAUGUCGGCAGUGUGCUGGCUCUUUGGGCGUUACCUGUAUGACACUCUGCAGUAUCCCAUUGGGCUGGUCUCCUCCUCCUGGGGUGGGACACCCAUUGAAGCUUGGUCAUCUGAAAGGGCACUGGAAGCCUGUGGGAUCCCUGGAAAAAGGUCCACUUCAGCUGAUUCUGUCCGCGGUCCGCGGGCUGGUCCGCGGGCUUUGUCUGUUCUCUGGAAUGCCAUGAUCCACCCACUGCAUAAUAUGACUCUGAAAGGGGUGAUCUGGUACCAGGGGGAGGCCAAUAUGAAUUUUCAUAGGGACCUGUACAAUUGCAUGUUCCCCGAACUCAUUGACGACUGGCGCCAGACCUUCCACCACGGCUCCCACGGGCAGACAGAGCGCUACUUCCCUUUCGGCUUUGUCCAGUUAUCUUCAUAUUUGCGUGGUGCAACCCCAGAUGACCAGUGUCCUGAGAUCCGCUGGCAUCAAACAGCUGACUUUGGCUAUGUCCCCAACCAAAGGAUGCCCAAUACCUUCAUGGCUGUAGCUAUGGAUCUGGGUGACAGGAACUCACCGUUUGACAGCAUCCAUCCUCGUGAUAAACAGACUGUGGCCUACAGGCUGCACUUGGGCGCACGCGCUGUGGCUUACGGUGAGAAACUGACAUUUCAAGGACCAAUACCUGAGAAGAUAGAACUCGUGGCUGACAAGGGGCUGCUCAACCUGACCUAUUCUCAGCAAAUCCAGGUGAAGAUGAAGGACAAGAAGAUAUUUACGGUCUCAUGUUGUGAUGACCAUCAUUGCAAAUGGCUUCCGGCUCCCAUGGACACUUUCUCCACCCAGACCCUGAGCCUCAACGUCAGUUCUUGCCCCGGCACUCUGGUUGCUCUCCGCUAUGCCUGGACCACGUGGCCUUGUGAAUAUAAACAGUGUCCCCUGUACCACCCCACCAGCACGCUGCCGGCUCCUCCCUUCUUUGCUUUCAUUACAAAGCAGACUCCUGAGCAGCAUAAAAGGUUCCUAGGAAUUUAGUCGCAGACUAUUUCAGAAACGGUGGGGUCCUUCCCAAUGGGUGUUCAGGAGUUUAAAUGAUGAAAGCUUCUGUUUUUAAGGAAAUGAAAGAAAGGUCUCUCUGAACAACUGGCUUACACAUUGUUUCUGUAUUCUGAGAGGACUCAGGGCUGGCAGGUCAGUGCAAGUGCUGGCAUUUUGUCCCAUUAGGCCAGACUGGACUAAUUCUGAAUUGCAAAUGAACCGAAGCUCAAUGCAUUCACUUCAUCACUGGGCGUGCAGUGUCUGACACCUUUUCCCUUUAUAUCCAGAAUUGUGGAAACUCAGAGUUGGAAGAGAUUUCAAGACCAAAGAGGCCAACUAAUAUUUACGUGUACUUCAUAAACUCUGACAAACAGUUAAGUUUCCAUUCUUAACUUCCCAAGUUCUUCCUUUGGUGGAAUCAAAGCCUAUCAUUUUACUGCAGUCUUUGGUUUGUGUUGUUUGUGCUCUGAACCAGACAAUUCCAUUCCUCUAAUUUAAUUCAUGAUAAUGUGAAUGUUUAAACCAGAAGCAUGUGCAGACAUUGGGAAAGGUGCAGAGAGACUGCAUGACUGGAUGAAGAGGAAGGGCGAGGAGCUGGCAGCUGGUGAAGACUCCCAGGCUCCAGUGACUUGAGGGGUAUGGGAGUCACAGGCUUAGAGAAACAUGACAGUACAGGGCACUGAGAAGCAGGUACCUUUGAGUUCAGGAUAAAUCUCAGGCUCUUUUAAAAGUAAGAGGUUUAAAGGAUAAUCCAGAUGGAAGAAAGCUAAUCUGAUUGGGGCAAAUGUAAAGGGGUUUCUGUCUAUUGAGAGUCAUCAAGUGGCUUAUUGAUUAAGACUGGCUAAGGGUACUUAAUAAUUGUGUGUUGUCUAUUAGAAGUUGGAAAGCACUAGUGACGUGUAUACAUUUAUAUCUGGUCAAAACUGGGGUAGGGAUGGGCUUGCAAACUAUCCUUUGAAGCAUGAGGAAGGAGUAAGACUUAUCUAAGGGUAGCCUCCUUGCCUUUACUGUGAUUAAGAGAGAAAAGCAGGAAAGCAUCAUUCUCCACAUUUGUCUGCCAUGGGUCUGGAGUAACUCCAAACAGCAGGAAGAGCUGUCAGCUCCCGGAUGUUAAAAAUCCAAACAACUGUGCCAUCUGCAAGGAACCCUGGCUGCUCUGAGGACUUCCAAGUCUAGUUAACUCCCAACACUCCUGCUUGGACUGCAGAUGCAUCUGGUCUAAUGGAAUUGUGAAUUCAGUGAGACUCCUGUGCAUCCCCUGAGUUAUGAUACACAUGAACUCGUGCUGUGCUAAUUUGGCAGUAGCUAGAGAGCCACAACCCUAAACCCACCUCCUUUUUAGCCCAGGAAGCAGGUGUGAAAAACUCAGUUUCAAGUAAUGGGCACACAGAUCAAAAGCCAUGUGAUGUUUAUUUUCAAUGAUGAAUAAAACAUUCUAUGAAAUACAGUUUAUUUCCCAAAUGAAUAUAACUUUAUAUUCAGAAACACUUCUUAUGUGAACUGAUGAUAAAUUCAUGGUUGGUUUGUGGGAACCCCAUAAUUUGUCAUCAUUUUAUGUUUUUCUCCCAAUUUUUUUACUAGUAAGUAAAUCAGUAAUACAUGCAAACAUCCCAUCAUACUGAUUUCCUUGGAGCCCUUAAUGUAGAAUAGUAAGUUUAAGGAUAAAUGUUUAAAAUUUUCACCCCUGUAGCUUAAUCCUCCCAAAGGGUUAAACAGUUUACAUUCCCACCAAGGUAUAGCCCCUUUUUUCCUUCCUUCACACUGAUAAUUGGAUGUUGUCAAAUCAAAAGAAAAAUCCAUAAUCUAAAGAUGAAACACUUUCCUGGUAUACUUGACAGUGUUUUUCAGAACGAUGACCCAUAGUAAAAACACAUUAUUCCAUGUAUUCCCGCGUGUGCAUGUGUGACACUUCUAUACAUAUACACACCAGAUUUGAAACCAAAAUUUCAGCCUUUGAAAUGUCGUACAUCCCAGUAUGUUUUAACUGUUUUCAUUUUAGAAGAUGUAGGUCUUGAUUUCCUGUUUAAUAACCAAUGGGUUGAGAGCUGUAGUUGAAACACAGUGCUGUAUGAAAGCUGCAAAGUAAAUACUCUUCUUAAACAGUCCAGUUUUUAAAAAAAUUUAAAUGUCUUUCUUAAAAUGAAGCUCUCUUCUAUUAUGUUUUUUAAAAUCAGGCUAUUAAAGAUUCUUGCUAUAUGAUAAAAGCAGCAUAUAUUGUUUUCGUGUUAAGUGCAAAUAUGUUCAGGCAAUUUAUGCAGAGAAAAAAAGACAAAAAUAACCCAUUAAAAUAUAAAUAGCUUUGAGAA